Phycodurus eques (leafy seadragon) is the source of this 5126-nucleotide messenger RNA. RefSeq names its product interleukin 17 receptor C (gene il17rc). Lineage: Eukaryota; Metazoa; Chordata; Actinopteri; Syngnathiformes; Syngnathidae. The record is from RefSeq and is a predicted model, not a curated record. The transcript is spliced from 14 exons. Gene Ontology annotation, molecular function: interleukin-17 receptor activity. Bases 424 to 2331 code for a protein of 635 amino acids.
UGUUGACUCUUAGUUAAACGUGGAGUCGCGCGCUAUGAUUCAUAAAUGUGGACUUUGAACCACAUCAUGCUUACACUGUUUAAAGAGAGAGAGAGAGAGAGAGAGAGAGAGAGAGAGAGAGAGAGAGAGGGUGUGAUGACUCUUGUGUUAUUUUCCCAUGACUAAUCCACCCAACUAGCCGAGAGUGAAGGUAGCUGAAUCCGCUCCUCGGAGUGUAUUAUUUGACAUGGAUUACAAAAGAAUUGAAGUGAAACCAAGCAAGUCGAGAUUUUUGUUUGACUCUGCACCAUCUUGCUGUUAAUUUCUAACCUCAAGUCACGCGGUGGAAAACAAUGCGGGCCUCUCUCAACAACGUGACACACCCAACGCAACCACGUGAAGAAAAAUGCUUAGGAGACUCUUCAUGUUUACUCUUUAAGCAAAAUGUUUCUUUUUCGUUGGCCUGUUUGCUGUUUUUUACUAGCAUUUCAUAAAUCGGCCUACGGUUGGGCGGGAUAUGACGUCUCAGAAGUCACAUGUUCGCAGGGUCUCUCUGAGUGCACCGUGGCGGAUGAGAUGCCGCUCGGCAUCUCGGAGAGUGACGGUGCUGAUGUGCAGAUGGUGACAGCGAAAGUGGAGGUGUGCUGCGAGAACAACGCGCCGUGCACGCUGUGUCUGCUGGUAGACGCCGAACUCUCCAUCCACGUGGGUGAAGACGUGGACAAAAGCCGCUCAGGGCACGACACGGAGAAUGACAGAGAGGGGGCAACAAUUUCGACAGUUUUGAUCUGUGCAGCAGCGUCUGUGACGUUAUGUUACAAAACACCGCCGACUUUUCCAGCAUGCAAGAGGGUGGACUUCACUGUCUGUCCUACAGAACUUAAGCAGAAAGUGGCAAAGGUAUCCUUGGUGAUUACUAAUCCAGCUGGGGUUUCCUUCAGCAGUAUUGUGUACAUUUAUCCUUCGAAAGCGUUACAUCUAAUUGAAGUCGUGGCUCCCUCUCUAAAUGAAGUGUGCUCCCAAAACCUGCAGAAAUCCAUCAAAGACUGUUACAUGCCCACAGUCAACAGUGUAAUUAACCAAGAAAUGAAUCAAGUGGAGCUGAAAUUGGCUGGAAGGCACAAAGUAUGCAUCCAGUAUGAGGCAGAUGGAAGAUGCCAGAGUUGGGAGAGUAAAACCAUCCCACUGCACUCCGUGACCCCCUGCUUGUGUCUCCAGGUUUGGGAUGAUGACAAGCCCAGACGCUCUCAGAGCUGCCCCUUCAAAAACAUGGGUUUCCUUCAGAAGAACGUAUGGCAGAACCUGACUGCCUCUGUGCGCCACGGUCGAAUGAACAACAAGGGUCAAAUGCUGCUGUGGAACUUGUCCGCCCCAUGCAGGCUGGAGGGGGAGGUGUGGCCCUGUCGGUGGACUUCGGGUCACCGUUGCACUGAAAUUGAGGGUUUCCGGCAGCAGCUGGGGAAUACGACAUGGGAGCAAAACAGUGACGUGCAAUGGGUCAAAAUUGGUGUUUUUGAAGACAUUAAUCUGCAGCUGUCACCGUGUGUGAUGGUGAAUUUAAGGGGCGGGGACCUUCACCUCGGGCCUUUCUGCUCUCAUCAGACCGCAAGGUGGCGCUGGAAUCUGCUUGCCGUGGCUGUUUUGCUGGUGAUCGCCUUGGCAGCACUGAUGUCAUGUCUUCGUCACGACUUUGUCAAGAUUGGCAGGAAAGGUCACGUGGUGCUCCUGAGUCCCCCAGAUAUUCACGAUGAUUUUUCUGAAGUUUGUGGCCUGGGCUCCCUGCUGAAGAGCCAGGGCUUCAGUGUGUCUGUGGACCAAUGGAGCAGGAUGGAGCAGUGCAACCUGGGGCCCCUGCCGUGGCUUCACUCCCAGCUGCUGCACGUGAAGAACCUGGGAGGCCGCGCGGUGCUCAUCUUGACUCGCAAAGCCUUGGGGCUGGCGCACGAGUGGAGCCGGCAGCAGCCGGAAGCUCUCCAGGCGGGGAGAGGAGACGGGAACGUGCCUCAGUCGCCGUACUCGGAUGUGUUCUUGGCCUCCCUGUGCCUCAUCCUGGUGGACAAGCGGCAAGGGAGGACUGGAGAACGUUUUCUGCUGGUCACAUUUGAUCAGGACGUGGUGCAGCCUCCUGGUAGCUUACCAGAGCCGUUUCAGGGCCUUCAUUUGUUCCAGCUUCCCUCUCAGAUGAAAACUCUGUUGUGUGAGCUCGCCGGGGGAGGAAACAGGAAGGUAGACGGUGGAAAGUCAAAGGCCGGCUGGAAAUGGGGAAUCUUGGAUGGGUGGAAAUUAAAGACUAAACAUGCAACAUGCAGCCAGGGUACAAUACCUGCACAGUGUAAAUAUUCUGGAAUUUAGAGAUCAUGUUGAACAUUUGUUCCACUGUGGAAUGAAGAGACAUAACAAAGGGUAAGAAAUGUCAUGAGAAUAUGACUGAAAUGUUAUUUUUAUUUGAACAAUAUUACUGGUGUUCUUUAUUUACUGGAUUGUCAUAGUUGGAUUGGUAAAUGAUCUGGUAGGAUUAACAAAAACAGCAGUUAUCGUUAUAUCACAGCAAUGGAGGGUCGUACAUUUUGUUAGCCCAAUAGCAUAAGUUAUGAAGGUAUUUUUUUAGCUUACUGUCAAGAUAGUAAUUAAAACAAGAUAACGUGGUUGCUAAAAAUUUAUUUAUUUUUUUUCUUUAAUUGCAUGGCGCAAAUAGUAGAAUUUAGAUCUGUCCAAAUAUGAGAUCCAAUACAAGACCAGUACAUGCGACUAGUUUGGUAUAAAAAUAAUGAUUCAUAAUACGGACUUAAUGGAUAACGGAGGUUGUUGACAGAAAGAAAGUCACUUUUAUUUGAUGGAUAUAAACAAGCUGGCCAACACUCAAUAGUAAUAUUCAGUUACAGCACACACAAUAGCAAACUGGGGCACACAGGACAGCCUCCUAGCUUUAAAAACAGGAAACAUUUAAGAGGAUCCAUGCUUCUGGCAAAACGUCCCCCACAGUUUUUCUUUUAUAGGUUCAUCCUUUAAUAGAUUGUUUCACAUCACUUUUCCUCUUGUAUUUUAACACACACACACACACACACACACACACACACACGCUCAUUGCCUUAAAAUAAGAAAUGCCCACACACACGCUGUUUUUCUGAAUAACAUUUACACCAGCAACCCCAAAACACAUGCUGCACUCUCACAAAUCUGAACAGGCUGUUUACUAAAGGGUGGAUUGGGGUGGGGUCACAGUAAAUGAGACGCACAUCACUCUCAAACACUGACAUCACACCGCCACGAUGCAAGGGUGAGGAAUGAUGCUCCACGUUCACACAAGUAAUCAUUCAGCAUGCUGGACACUCACAUUGAACUUGCUCCUAUAGGUCAGUACUGUACAGCUCAGAACAAUUUACUUUUACAAAUAGUACAGUCUCCAACGGGCAUCUGCAACAAGCGGAAACGAUAGAAAAAAAAUAAAGCUAACUUAAUACAAAAACUAAUAUAAAAAAAACCCAUUUUUUUUCUGGCAUUGAUCACAGUGAUUUGUUCAAUAUAAGGUUUUUGUACAGUUAAAAAAACAAACAAAGUGAAAGUGUUUUAAGCUCUGUAUAGUCCCCCCCCCCCCCCCCCCUCCCCCUAAAAACUCACGGAAAUAUCACGCACACAGCAUUAGUCAAUGUUUGACCACGUUGUGGAGGCAUCUGGCUGCACAGAGAACAGCACAUAAUGUAAACAAAAAAUACAAUAAAAUAAUAAUAAUAAAUCAGCACAAAUGGGCACGUUUGAAAUGCAAAUGAUAUAUUUCAUGGUAGGAGAAGCCCCUACUUCAAGUAUUCAGUGGAUAAGGACCUGAAAAGGGAGGCUUCAUACUCAGCCCUCCUGAUGGUAAAGUGAGAGGAUCUCAUUUAUUGAUGGAUUUUUCUUUAUUUUUUUUUAUUAUUAUUAUUAUUUUUGCUCCUCUGUCUGUUUGUAUUGUCUUACACUAUAAAACAAAACCUUAUCAUGAUCAUACUGCUGAUAAUUGUAAACACAAACACAAUCUGGAGAUUCUUGAAGCUUCAUGUAGAAAGCAGAUGAUGCCUUAGUUGUGGACGGUUGGAAAAAUACAUGGAUAUUUAUAUAUAUUUACGUAUAUAUACACCAACCAACACUUGGCCAAUACUGAGGAGACAUCAUGUGAGGAAAGGGGGCGGGGCGAAAUGGAAGAGUUUAGUAACAGUCGAAUUCAGUUUCCACUAAACUGAAACGUGUCAUAUAUCACCACUUGUGUAUACAGGACGACAACACAAGAAAAGUCACGAAAAAGAAAAUGAAGAUCCUGACAGAGUCACUCCGCACGUGUUCAUAGUGAUAUCUUCACUCACAAGUGCAAGUUCUAAACGGGCAGCACACAUCAUUGCUUUAAUGGAAGUUGCUAAAGUUUAUUUAUGUAUUUUUUUUUCUUCCUCUGAUUUGUCACAACGGGCCAACUAAGUGUGAACGCACGGUCCGAGACAGAGGUUUUCAAAGUGUGGAACAGUGAACCUCCCUUAUUUUAAAAACGCUGUCAAAACCUCAUUGCAAGGUCUUUUGAGAUUUCAAACCAGGGAAUUAUUAUUCUUUGUUUUUUAGAUUAUUCCAGUAAUUCAUCACUGCACACUAUGCAGUGCUACGUUUUUGGCAUCUCAACAUCGUUAUGUACAGUUUGUAAGUCAUUUUAAUAUCUUGCCAAGACUGCCAUCAUUAACAAAGUGAUUUUCUGGAACCAAUUUUGAGUUUAUUGCUUCCCACAAUCUCCUCGCUCUGUAGAUGCAAAAAAAGAAAAAAAAAUCAAUUCUGCUUCUAGCUGAAGUUAGCUUUGCAGGUUUAAAAAUAUAUUGUUUUUCUUUAUUUCUCUCAAGCUGCUGCGCAUCCCCUGAAGAACUUUAGCGGCCACUUUGAAAACCUCUGGACUAAGAUGGAGGAAGGAAUGUAAUAUAGGAAAAAGGAAUGUAAAUUUAUUUUCUACAAAGAUUUAGAUGAGCGUUAUUCUUUCUUUCUUUCUUUUUUGCGCUGUAUGUCUGUAUUUUCAGACAGGGAAUGUUAGUCUCUAAGAGUUUUUCUCCAGAUGUAAAAAAAAACCACUUAACAUACUUCACAACCCCACCAUUCAGUUAAAAAAAAAAGAACCAAUAAAGAAACAGCAUUUUCUUUUUUAA